UCCUUGGAGAGACGCUGCGCAUUUUACGCACUCAGCGCGCCCCGAUCCUCCGUCAAGGCGAAGCCGAGGGCGGACUCCGGAGUUGGCCGAGCGCUUCGCGGUUCCGCGGCGGCUCCGAUCCGAUGGGAAAGUGUGGGAAUUAAAGGAGGAAAAAGCGGCGUUUGGAUCGAGGUUCUGAUGCUGGGUUCUGCUUCUGCACCGACUGGCUGACUGUUUUUUCUCCCAUUCCUGGCUGCCAUUUAGAGAUACAGAGACAAUAAAAAGCCUUAAGCAUAGCUUUUUUUUAAAAUUUUCACCUUCACAAGUUAAUUUCCACUAUAUAUAUAAACAUAUAUAUAUUUUUAAAUCAAAACACCACCGUCAGCUCAGCACCGUUAGCUGCCAGUAUGGAGCGCAGCAGCUGGAGUGGCAGUGAGAGUCCUAGUGAGGACAUGGACAGACUCAGUGAUUCAGGAGGGGACAAGACAAUGGACGGGGACCCUGAGGGGGUCUGGAGCCCAGACAUUGAGCAGAGCUUCCAGGAGGCCCUUGCUAUAUAUCCGCCCUGUGGGAGGAGGAAGAUUAUACUGUCAGAUGAAGGGAAGAUGUACGGGCGAAACGAGCUGAUAGCCAGAUACAUCAAACUCCGAACAGGCAAGACGCGGACAAGGAAACAGGUAUCCAGUCACAUCCAGGUCUUGGCCAGAAGAAAAUCCAGGGAAUUUCAGUCCAAACUAAAGGACCAGAAUGCCAAGGAGAAAGCUCUGCAAAGCAUCUCGUCCAUGUCCUCGGCUCAGAUCGUCUCAGCCACCGCCAUACACAGCAAGCUGCUGCCUGGAAUAGUGCGAGCCAGCUUCCCCGGCAACGCUCAGCUGUGGCAAGGGAUGAUUCCAGGAGGGCAGUCCAGCUCCACCACAGAAGACAUCAAGCCGUUCUCCCAGCAGGCCUACCCUGUGCAGACAGCAGGGACCACCACAAUCGCAGCCUACGAGCCUGCUGCAGCAGCUCAAACACACAGAGAGCCAGCAUGGCAGGGGCGAUCCAUCGGCACCACCAAACUACGACUGCUGGAGUUUUCAUCUUUCUUAGAGACACAGAGGGAUCAGGAAGCCUACAACAAGCACCUGUUUGUGCACAUCAGCCAGAGCAACCCGAGCUACAGCGACCCGCUGCUGGAGUGUGUGGACAUCAGGCAAAUCUACGACAAGUUCCCCGAGAAGAAGGGAGGUCUUAAGGAGCUUUUCAGCAAGGGCCCACAGAACGCAUUCUACCUGAUCAAGUUCUGGGCGGAUCUCAAUUACAGCGUUCCGGAAGACUCCGUGGCUUUCUACGGUGUGACCAGCCAGUACGAGAGUUCAGAGAGCAUAUCCAUCAGCUGCUCCACAAAGGUCUGCUCCUUCGGCAAGCAGGUGGUCGAGAAAGUGGAAACGGAGUAUGCCACGUUUGAAAAUGGACGGUUCGUCUACAGAAUCAGUCGCUCUCCCAUGUGUGAAUACAUGAUCAACUUCAUCCACAAGCUGAAGCACCUGCCAGAGAAAUACAUGAUGAACAGCGUGCUAGAGAACUUCACAAUUCUGCUGGUGGUGAGCAACAGAGAAACCCGGGAGACCUUGCUGUGCAUGGCGUGUGUGUUUGAGGUGUCGAACAACGACCACGGAGCGCAGCACCAUAUCUAUCGACUAGUCAAGGAAUAACACCCUCCACCUCGUUAACACAUGCACAUCUAUGGCCUUCGCUUGGUGAUUAUUCUCGGUGACACUCAAGGGAGAAAUAUAGAUCCCUUAAAAAAAAAACUACCAAAAUUUCAGUUCACCAAAAAAAGAGAGAAAAAAGUAAUCAGUCAAGGAUAAAAAUGGCUACAUUUUCACUGCCACUUUAUAAACCACCAACGAAGGCAGUGACAGUGUAGCCAUGACACCCUGUGAGAAUCAACACGGUUGGUUUUUCCCAAGAACUCCCUGGGAUGAGGAGCAGCCGUCAUCUCUCCCACUAAUUAAGUUUUCUGAGUACAUCAGAACUUUACAGCUGUGAACAUGAGAAUAUGAGUGGGAUUCGUGUUAAGAGCCUUUGGGAAAAGCUAGAGAAAGAAAAAAAAAAAACAAUUUUCGCCCCCUGGUGGAGAAAAAUCCCUCCUCAGCCAAGACGUACCGAAGGUCAGACCCUGUGUAUCAUCAAUAGCCUGUUGGAGAAAAGGACAUAUCUGCAUUAUGGUAUAGUAGACUAGAGAUCUGGAUGUGUACAGAUAGACUCUGUGGGUUGUUCCAGUGGAGCUCUUGCACAAAUGAAGAGGUUUGUCCCAAAGAAAAAGAAUGAAGUUUUUACCUUUUUGUAUGUUUUCCUUAAAACACACACACACAAAAUAUUUUCAACUUUGGGAUUUUGUUUAUUGAUUGUAGCAUAUAGAUUAUACUUCAAUUCCCUGAUUGUUAUCUAAAAUUUAUAAAAGCAUAACGGGGAGAAAACAAGAAGAAAUUCAGGUACCUUUUUGUGCAGCAGGUGACUCUUUCUUCAUCAAGCCCUUUAGAUUUUAAUCCAGGUCUAACUGAAUCCAGCACAGAAAGUCCGAGACAAAGGAUUAUAAACGUGAUCUAACUCACCAAGAUCAUAGUUUUAAACAUAUUGUUCAGAUUUCUUGGAGAAUCACUGUGAUUGUUUUUUUGUCUUUUUACUACAUACUUUGUCCAGCUGUUAGAUAGGCUUUAGUUUAACUCUCAUUUUAACAUAUGCUCCUUAUUUUAGUAUUUGUACCAGCAAAGUGGAGCCUUAAUGUCCAUACCGCCAAAACCUGAGAUACUUCUCCACCCACAUUACCAGUGAACUGACCGCCCUGACUCGAAGCCUUAGAACCUCCUACAUCAGGAUUAUAGAUCACACCCUUUCCUUCUUUUAUGAAUCCGAAACCAAAAAACGCUGAUGAUGGUGAUGAUGAUGAUGAUGGAGUAUACUGUAGCAGGUGUGGUCCGACGGCUCGUCUGCGUCAUGCUCAGCAGCGUGAAGUGCCUUUGGCUGGAGACGGCAGUAGACUUUUCUGUUCUGAUUCACUGAUGGUUCCAUGUUUUAGAGGAAGCUCUGUAGAUGUAAAUUAACUGUAAGUUUGGACCUUCGUUUUCCUGGCGGCCACACAGCCACCAGAAAAACGAAUAUCCAAAGUCCGAUAUUUAAUGUAUUUUUUUUUUCUUUUUUUUUAAUGGCAGUCAGCACUGGAUCCUGCUGGAUGAUCAGUGUAAUUUCACAAUACCAGUGGAAUACGUUCUUAUUCUUUUGGUAUUUAAUGGCAGUGUUUGCUUGUAUUUGUUUUUGUGCUUCACAUGUGACUGCUUCAUGUGAGAAGAGUUUGCACACUCACUGUAGUCUGGUGCCUCAUUCGAAUGAAAUUUCUUUUCAGGAGAAAAAUAGUUAAACAGAGGCCAAUUCGAACAUGAAUCUUUACUGUUGGAUUUUUUUGUUCAUUUAUCUACAGUGGUCUAUUCAAGCACUGGGCCAGUGUCAUAACCUCUAGGAAAAAUACCAGUUUCACUAUAUUAAAUUUAAAAUUAUUUUUUUGUUUUAUUCAAAACUAAAAGAGCAACAAUUAUUCCCUAAGCAGCUGGAUUACAGUAACAUCCAGUGGAUCUCAAAUGUGUACACAUCCCUAUUAAAAAAAAGAAACAUAUUUUUAUAGCAAUUUCUUAAGAUAAUUUGACAAUUCAACUGAAAAUAUAACUGAUCUGUUAGACAAAAUAUAAAAACACAUUAACCCUGAUGCAUACGUUUGCACACCCUAAACUCCAACAUUGUUAGGGUGAAAUAAACUUCAGCAUUUGGUUUUCUUUGAGUCCCACAUAAUAACUUCAGAAUAUCUGCCCACUCCUCUGUGCAUAAGACUGAUUUAUCUUUUAACUCUAGCUGGCAUUUUCAACACUUUUCUUAUGGUGAAAAGUGACAGUCAUUUUCAUAUAGCGAAUGUUGAGCAUAAACUGAUGGGUUUGCAAAAAUCCAAGUCCAAUCUGAAGACAACCAAUCCCUUAACAUUUUAUGGCCAAUAUCAUGUUUCAUUAUAAUUAAUGUGUGAUUUGGUAAUUGUUAUUUCUGUGAUGCCUGUAUUUGUUUGAUCAUUCUCCUUUUAACUGAACUUGGACUACUUUGGACUACAGAUCUUCUGUCCAGUAUCCUGCUUUGUAGUACAAACCUAAUGUCCAAUUCAGAUGAUCAUUGAUGUCUUGUAAUGGUUUUGUUUUCCCAUGUUAUUGAAUUGUAUUGAAGGUAUGAGUCAUACCUUCAUCCAAUGACAGAAAUGUGAUCAAUUGUAGCCUCUCCACAAACUAUGGCUUUAGCUAAAAAAUAGAGAUGCCAGGAAAUCCCAAAGUGAAGGGGGACUGAAUACUGGAACUGAAUCAAAAAGGUCACACAAGUCUGCAGAGCAUAAUUUUGUAACCAUUUGUUUUUGCAUUUUUUUCACAUCUUUUUGGCGAGCUCUGUUUUUAAUUUUAUCUGCACAGAAUAAAUGCCAGAUUAGAUCAGGAAAAGGUUUUUGAAAGGAUUUAUCAAUUCCUUUAACGUCUCAAAAUGCCUUUAGUUGCAUCUUUGAAAACCCUUUUGUUGUGCAGCAACAAGUUAAUACUCACCGUUAUGCUUCACUCAGCAUCGGAUCACCUUUGCUCUCUUUCUGGCAUCUCAUUAAAGAUUUAAAAUCUAAAAAUUGUAUGAUGGAAUAUUUUUUGCGUUUUGUUUUAAUGAACAAUUUAAAAUAUUUGUUCGUUAAAACACAGCAAAACAACCCAUACCUGCUCAGUUCAGGGCACUUUCAAAGAUUUAACACGUCAUAGUUGGGCACAAACACUAAGCUACAGCCAUUCUGUGCAUCAUAAAAAUGCCAGAUCAUGGCCAGAUUAUGGCCGGAUUCUUUAAAAUGUGCAAAAAAUGUAGUUCAAAUUAAAACACGAGGCUCUCAAAACUAAAGCUAAAAAGAUAAUGAAAUAAAUAAAACAUCCAGUGGCAACAGAGUAAAUUAUGUCCCACCAAAAGGAACAACUGCUCAGAGAACCAAAACCUUUUUACACAGCAAAAAAGAAAACAUUUUAAAAAAUGCUAAAUAUAAAAUAAAGAUUUGAUCAACCAAAUUAUUUUAUAGGUUAUGGUAAAAUAAAUAAAUAAAAAUGUUAUAAAAAUAAAAAAAGGGCAUCAGGCAGAAACUUUGAGCCCAAUCCCUUGAUGAACCAUUGCCAAAUUUGUCCAUAGCAAUAUAAGAUGGAGUUUCUCUUUUCAUGCUGCUUUGGGAAAAGAAAGUAUGUUCAGAAGCGCAGGAAACGUAGGUUUUAAUCUCCACCGUGCACUUAUAACACACUUUAACUAUAAUUUAGCUAAAUUUUCAUUCACAAACAUCCUGCAAGGGAAUAAUUCUAUACACUUGAUAUAUUAUUUGCUUAUUUUAUAGGAACCAACUCCCAUCAUAGCUGCAUAUUAACUAAUAGAGACAUUCAUCUGAUACCAUGAGUUAUCUCACGACAUGCAAGCGGUAACAUUUUCCUGAGGUAUCUGAAUAGUUUCAGUGGAAGCUGCGUCAGUCACUCACGAGUAUUAAAAUUCCUCACAAACUUAGAAUUUUAUUUUUUUUUUACCAAUUUGAAAACAUUUCCACCAAGCAAAUGCUGAACUACCAAAAUUUGAAGACGACAAUAGAUGCAAUGUAAAAAUGGGUACCAGAAGAGUGUAAAUGUUUUUUAAAAAAGAAAACCCUCCAGGAGUUAUGUGGUUGUUUCCAGCUGUGGUGGUCAGAAGUGGCCAGGAGAUGCAAUGCUAUGCAGCACAGACCUCAAAGCUGAAAUAAUUAUUUGCAAUGACAUCUGAAAGACAGCCAGUCUGACCUUUCUUUCUUUAUUGUUUUUAAAUUUGUCUCUGUUAACCCUAAGACCUCUUUUUUUUCAACCCUCACUGAGUUUUGUCCCAUGCUGCAGUAAUUUGUUUGCAGACAGGCUAAAAGAGUCUUUCUAUUCCGGAAUCAACAUGCAACACGUGAGUGUUAACCUAGCAGGCGGCCUCGAAGCCGCUGAUGCUGUUUGGACAUAGUCUACCACCUGCUUACCAAAGACGGUCGUGAUGUGGGACAAAACACAGCAGACUAGUAAAGUCGCGGGAGCCGCAUGAGGCUAGAAGCUGCUUAUCUCAAAAGAAAUGAACCUGGACUAGUCCUAACAUCUCAGUUAUGGAGGAUGUGCAGGAAACAGGCCUCUCUAAACAGUGACUUCUUAAAAGAGGCCUGUUAGCAGUCACUCAGCUGUUCACUGUUGAUUACCUACCAAUCAUAACGGCACCAGAGGCUGACUCGGUGUGUAUACUCCAUGCCAGAAGGUUUCAGUGGAGUUUCAAGUCAUUGUUGUCCGUGUGCUUAAUGUCGUCUCGUGUGUGUGUGUAAGUGGGGCAUUUAUCUCCUAUCCUGAACCAUGUGUGGCACAGAAAUCCCUGUCUGUAAAUCAGCUCCAAAAUGGCCUUGAAACUUUUCUCUCUGGUGGCCGUGCAGCGCGGCUGUCCGUUCACCGAGGGUUUCCAGAAGGUGCUUUGUAUGAAAGUGACAAUAACCUUUAUUACAGAUGUUGUGUAUAUCUUUGAUAUUCCGAUGUUUAUCCUAUUUUGUGAAGAAGAGAGAACAUUUAGAAAAAAAAAAUCCAGAAACUAGUUAUAUGUGUGUAUGUAUUGGUAUUGCACAGGGUCUGAUCUUUGCUUUGUAACUUUUAUCCCCUUCAUAUGGCUAAAAGUAUGUUAGAUAUUUUCUAGCUUUGUAGAGACUUUGUACGCAUAUGCUAUUCAGUUUAAAUAAAUUGUCAGUUCUAAACUGUGA
Molecule: messenger RNA, 6793 nt
Organism: Poeciliopsis prolifica (blackstripe livebearer)
Lineage: Eukaryota; Metazoa; Chordata; Actinopteri; Cyprinodontiformes; Poeciliidae
Gene: tead1a
Product: TEA domain family member 1a
Exons: 12
Coding region: 387-1673 (428 amino acids)
Biological process (GO): hippo signaling; regulation of transcription by RNA polymerase II; embryonic organ development
Cellular component (GO): transcription regulator complex
Molecular function (GO): RNA polymerase II cis-regulatory region sequence-specific DNA binding; DNA-binding transcription factor activity, RNA polymerase II-specific
Source: RefSeq, a predicted model, not a curated record